Molecule: messenger RNA, 1257 nt
Organism: Chenopodium quinoa (quinoa)
Lineage: Eukaryota; Viridiplantae; Streptophyta; Magnoliopsida; Caryophyllales; Amaranthaceae
Product: replication factor A protein 1-like
Exons: 9
Coding region: 1-1257 (418 amino acids)
Source: RefSeq, a predicted model, not a curated record
AUGAAACCUGAAUACACUCCUUUGGACAAGCUUUCACCUAUAACGAAAGUAUACAAAGAGCGGGUUACCGUGAAAGAAAAGUCCCCUAUCCGAUCUCCUCCUAACAAAAAAAGAUUCCAAAAGCUGGUAUUCGAAGACGAUGAGGGAAACAGCAUGAAAGCUACUUUGUUCGGAGAUGAAUGUGACCACUUCAAGAGAGUCUUUGAACACAAGAAAAAGUAUGAAAUUGCUAAUGCUCUAGUCAGAGUCGUAAACCCCAAGUUCAGUUCCUUCCCAGGCGAAUGUGAGCUAACCUUUGGAGGCAUGACUAAAAUCCAACCUGUUGAUCGAACUGAAGGACCUGUAUUGCCAGAAUACAUCCCUAUUGUUGAUGUCCCUAAGACCAGUGGUCAGGAUGAUCGGUUUGAUUUGCUAGGCGUAGUGGUCCACAUGGAAGAUGUCCGCCAAGUGACAUACAAGUCAGGCAGAGUUGCUGAUGUGCGCGAUAUAAGCAUUGUUGAUGAAAGCACUGGUACUAGACCCAUGAUCAUCUCUGCAUGGGGUCAGCUUGCAACUUCUGAUUAUGAACUCCUUAAGGAUUGGUCAUCCAGCCCCUUGGUUGUAAGCUUAACUUCUCUUAAGCCUACAACUCACAGAGGCUUUUCUCUGCAAUCAAGUAUGUCUACAGAAAUUAACCCAACCCCUGUUGGUGAGAAAGUUGAAGCUUUAAGAUCCUGGGCUCAUGCACAUCCAGAUGUCAUUACUGACUAUAUGGCCAGGCAACUCGAAUUCAUGACUGUUGGUGUUGAACCAGUUCCUACAACACUUGAUCAGAUCCUCAAAAAAAAUGUUGACAACACUGUCCAAGAAGAGGUGUACACAAUCACUGUCACAAUUCCUGAUGCACAGCUAAGCAAUGUCAUUGCUUACAUUGGCUGUGAUGGUUGUGGUAAACGUUGUGGAGUUGCUGCAAAUCCAACUACUACACUCAAUUUUAAAACACUAACUCCAGGCCAUUGCAGGGUUAAUUUCACCUUUGAUGCAACAGACAAUACUGGAAAAUUCCGCCUGACUGCCUUUGGUCUAGUAUGUGAGAAAAUCCUCCAGUUACCUACAUUAGAAAUAUUUGAGAGGAAAAUUAAGGAUGAUUGGAGUGACUUUGAUCACCUUGCUGCAGCACUGAAGAACACACCAAUGCACAUCAUAAUUCACCCAGCACAGUCCUUGAACAGGGCAGGGGUACUUAGGUGGGUAGUGCAGUCAGUUUCCCGCGAGUGA